Messenger RNA from Styela clava, 4453 nucleotides. Its product is annotated as oxysterol-binding protein-related protein 1-like. The record is from RefSeq and is a predicted model, not a curated record. NCBI's taxonomy places the organism in Eukaryota, Metazoa, Chordata, Ascidiacea, Stolidobranchia, Styelidae. Gene Ontology annotation, molecular function: cholesterol binding; protein binding. Gene Ontology annotation, cellular component: perinuclear endoplasmic reticulum; cytosol; plasma membrane.
GGCCUAAGGGAUAUUAAAUUUUAUCUAAAACCUAAAAUGUCUUGUUGAAUUAGACAUAUGGCAGACUUAUAAUUGGAUACUGUGUGAGUGUGAUCUUAUGGUUCUACAAGAUUUUUUCACAAUUAGACCAGUUUUCAUUCCAGAUGCAGGUAAAGCAAAGCAUAACCGAGGAUGGACAUCGUUACAUUUAGCAAGUUAUUUUGGACAUCUUGAUGUAGUUAACUAUCUUCUUUCAUCUAAUGCAAAUCCUGAUGUCAGAAAUUUUACUGGAGAUACUCCUUUACACAAAGCUGCAUUUACAAGUCGAGAAGAUGUUGUUCAUAAAAUAUUGAAAUAUAAUGCAAAUCUUUUCAUAAAAAAUGAUGAAAGAAAUAAAGCAAGUGAUGUUGCUUGUGAUCAGCAUAUCAAGAAUAUUUUACAAGCCACAGAGAAAACACAGAUCAAGAAAUUGUCUGAAAGAAUAUUAAACGCUGCUAAAGAUGGAAAUGUUGAUAUUAUUGUGGACACUUUAUCUACACAUCCAGAUAUUAUAAAUGCAAAUACAGCUGAUGAACUAGGAAAUACACCAUUACACUAUGCUGCUAUGAGAGAUAAUCAGUCAGUUGCAGUUUAUUUAUUACAUCACGGUGGCGAUUCUUCUAUAGCUAAUAAAGAAGGAAACACUGCCAUUGAUAUGUGCAAAACAGAACAACUACGCCGACUUCUUGAUGUUCAACCUAUACAAAACUCUGUUAAAUGUGUUCACAGAUUUGAAGGAUUUAUUUAUAGGAAACGUUUUAUUCGACCUCAACUACAUUGGGUUGUAAUAGACAAAGGUGUUCUAUCUUAUUUUGCACGACAUGCAGAUGCUGUUACUGGUAGUAAAAGAAGAAUGUUCAAGUAUUUAACUGAUGCAAAACUUACUGUGAGAGAAGACAACACACAUUCCUUUCAAAUAUUAUUUUUUGAUGAUUCAAUACAUUAUUUACAAGUUAAAAAAGGACCUGAAGCUCAUAUCAGCCGGCAGAAAUGGGCACAGGCGAUUCAACUGCAUAUAGACUAUAGUAGUCAUUAUGCAAGAGUUGGUAAAAUACAAGAUAGUGAAUCUGAAGAUGAAGACGAAACAAAUAAUGUAUUAUCUGUUGUUAAUAUACAAAAUACUGUGGAGACUGGUCUAGCUCAUCAUGAAUUACUUAAGAAACAAGUUGACGAAUUUGCAGUCGCUGUACAUAAAAUGGCAAUAUCAGAUACCUCACAAGCUGCACAAAUAUUGCUCGGCAAAUGUCAUCAGAUAUUGAGCAUAUCAAAUGAAAUGACAACAGCAUUCUCUUCCUGUCUAACAACAUUACAACAUCAAGACCAGGUUCGUAAAAUACAAUUAGGGCAAGAAAAAGAAAAAACAAGAGUUUGGCAACAAGCUUUUGAAGCUUUGGCCACAGAACAUCACAAAUUGGAACGUACAUUGUCCAGUCAUUCUCGUUCAUCGUUUACAAGAAUGUCGGCAUCUGGUGAUGGAAAGAUGGUUGAUGUUAAUGGCUGUGACAGACCAAGUACUGCUGGAUCAAGCGGAAGUGGAAUAGUAAGUGAUGAAGAUCAAUUCUAUGAUGCAUUUGAAUCAGAGGAGGAAGGAGAAUUUGAAUCUUCACCUCAGCAAGCAUCAGGAACAUCAGAAUCAUCAAAUCAAAUAAAUGACAACUUGAACAAUCAAAAAUCUACAAAUAGUAUUGUAGAAGCACAGACAUCAAAAAAUGGACAUGUUCAGAAAUUGUCACAUUAUGAACAUAAACAUAAAGAAGUUCAUGUUAAAAGAGGAAAAACUAAUUCUCACGUAGUUGAUGACAUUGAAAGUACAGUUGAAACUGUAAAAACUUCUCAUGGUACAAAAGCAGUACAUACAGAAAAACAUUUUCAUUCUGAAAAGGAAGUCAGGAGGAAAGAUGAAAAAGCAGUAGAAAGUGGGUCGAGUUCUGUAUCAUUAGUAAGCGACACAUCACAAGUAUUUCAAGAUUGUGUUGAAUUCACCUAUAGAGAGAAAUUACCAGUUGUAAUGUUUUCAAGAGAUGCUUUCAGCUUCUGGAGUAUUUUGAAGCAGUGUAUUGGGAAGGAAUUAUCCAAGAUUACAAUGCCUGUUAUAUUCAAUGAACCUCUAAGUUUUCUACAACGUUUUUCUGAAUAUAUGGAAUAUACACACCUACUUAGGGAAGCUUGCACCAUAAAAGAUUCAACAAAACGAUUAGAGAUUGUUGCAGCAUUCUCUGUAUCAGCUCUUGCGUCACAGUUGGGACGAGUCGGAAAACCGUAUAAUCCAUUACUUGGUGAAACUUUUGAGUGCAAUAGGCCAGACAUUGGAUUUUCCUGGGUAUCUGAGCAAGUAUCUCAUCAUCCACCAAUUUCGGCCUUUCAUGUGACUGGAACAAAUGCAGAAUUUGAUUUUCAUGGAAGUGUUAAUCCAAAACUUAAAUUCUGGGGGAAAAGUGUAGAAGUGGAGCCCAAAGGAUUAAUGACUCUAACAUUAAAUGAGUUAAAUGAAACCUUCACUUGGUCAAAUCCACAUUGCAGUGUUCAGAAUGUUGUUGUUGGUAAACCAUGGAUUGAACAACACGGUGUUGUUGAUAUAGUUAAUCAUAGUACAGAUGAAAAGUGUGUUUUGAAUUUCAAAUCCCACAGUUGGUUUCGACAUGAUAUUAACAAAGUCGAAGGAUAUAUCGUCAAUUCUAAAAAAAAGAAAUUGAGAUAUCUAGAAGGAGAUUGGACAACACAUAUGUAUUCACUGAGUCCCGAGGCUCAUGAGAAGUAUAAACGUGAAGUUAAUCCUGGGAAAGAAAGAAAAGGAUCUUCGAGUUUUCGAACUUCCACAACAGCAGCAGAGGUACUUGAUUCUUUGGAAAAAUCUAAAGACGAUGAUUGCAUCAAAAUAUGGGAAGUCAAAGAGAGACCUUCAUUUUCUAAAGAGUAUUAUAGUUUCACGAGUUAUGCGAUGACAUUGAACGAAUAUUCACCUGGUGAAGAAGAUAUCUUACCUCCAACAGAUACAAGGAAAAGACCUGAUGUUAGGUGCCAAGAAAAUGGUGAUAUUGAUGGUGCUGGUGAUCAGAAAUGGAGGUUGGAAGAAAAACAAAGAUCAGCAAGAAAACUCAGAAAUAAAAACAAGGAUGAAUGGACACCAAGAUGGUUCAGACAUGGAACCAAUCCUAUCACUGAUACCCCUGAUUGGAUAUUUGACACAAAGUACAAGAAACGAGACUGGUCAAACUGCCCUGAUAUAUUUUAAAUAUAGAGUAUUUCAAUGAAUAAAAUCUGAGAAGCAUCAUUGGUGAAGCUAGAUAGGUAGCAGUAUUAUUACCAGUUGGAAAAAUGAUGUCGUACAAAUCAAUAACAUCAUAGCAUCAUUUGGUCGACCUUCUAGGCAGAUCUCUAAGGUUGUUAAGUUUGAACACAUUCAUGAAUUUAUCACUGAAUGAAAUUGAGCUUGUUGGAAAAUUCUCACUUUAAUACAUAGUCAAUCGUUUUUUCUCAUGUUUCCUGCCUGUGGGUAAUCCUUGUGGCACACCAAAUAUCACAAUAUAAAAUCUACUACCUUUUGUGUGGAACUUUGGUUUAAAGUACCUAAAUGUGGAUUGAUUCAAUUUUCGCUUUAAUAUAUAAGAUGUUUAUCAUUAUGCUUUUAUGCCAAAGCUUUUUUUCUUCUAGUACUAAAUCGAAUCAAUGUAUUUUUCUAAUUAGAAUUAUAUUCACCAUUGUUUUGAAAAAAUGAAUAAAGAUAUUUAGACAGUCUGCUAGUUAGGGUUUUGCCGCAACCAUGUGUUCAGCUGCUUGAAUUUAGUAUUGUGUGAAAAUUCUGCAUAUUCCAUUCAUCUGAUGGGUAUUUUAUAAUCAAUUUCAAUCUUUGGUUAGAUCAUAACAACACCCUCCAGUAAACAAUUGGUUUGGCAAAACAAGUUCGAAAAAGCAGUUAAAAUAUAUUUCUUUUGAAUAUUCUGGAAUACCCAGUGGCAUGUUAAUAUGCUAUCUUAAAUGAUCACAUUGUCUAAAAAUACUCAUUUCGUAUAAAAAUUCGUUCUUUUGUGGAAUUGCUUUUUUUAUUUUUACAUUUUUAGUUUAAAAAUUAUUCCAGCAUAUCUUUGAUUUGAAAAUAAACUCUGAUAAAUUCAAUAUUGAAAAUUGGUACGAUAUUUUGUAAAUCGUGAUAAAGUACGUAAAUAUACUUUUGUGGUUUUUAUCAUCACCUUCAAAUUGUGAUAGAGUAGUUUUGGUUUCUUCGAUGUCCAAUAAUUUUUGGUAAUGGCUCAGAAUGCUUAAUGUAUUUGGCAUCAUCAUCAUGUCUCAAAAUCUCAAUAUCUGAGUUUUCUAACUGCUAUAUAUGCUUGUUAUUGUACAGGCUAAUAAUAGUUUGUGUACCUAUAUCUGUAUAUUUUUCAAAUUGCUUUCAAUAAUUAUAUUGUGAGAUAUGCAAAUAAAUGAUAUGGUCAAUUAA